AUGCUAAAGUUACAAAUCCCACUUGAUGGUGUCGAAGAAUCCAUUGUAUAUGAUGAACUCAUCAGCAGUUCUGUUAAGGACCUACCUAAGACGCCUAAUGAAUUUCGUUUGGAGCCUACAGAAGUUAAGAUACAAGCCAAACAUAGGGCUGAAGUCAAGGUUUUCCUUGUGGCGAACAUUGCAAAAAAGUAUAGUGGUAAUAUAAUAAUCUCAUCAGAGAUGCAUUUAUAUGAAAAUAAAAAACUUCCAGUUUGUUUUAAUGCUAUAGCUCCUGAAAUAACUUGUUCUCCUGAUACAUUGAGGUUACCGUAUUGCUUUAAAGGCAGUGAAUAUGAACAAACGAUAUUAAUAUCUAAUAAGGGAAAUGUACAAGUCAGUUUCUGGCUGCUGGAUUAUAAGGAUCUACAAAGAGGAAUAUACUGUCAUAGGAGAGACAAUGAAAUGGGACUAAUCGAUCCUUUGGGGUCUGCUGAGUUCACUUUUCAAUUAAGUUCAGGAAGUCUUGGAGAACACAACUUUACAUUGUUGGGAUUUGUUCUUGGAAACGGCAUUGUCCCCCUUUGUGAUAUCACAAUCGUAGGAAUCGGACCAGUGGUUAUAGUCAAAAAUGAAAGUUUGAUUUGGUCCAAUAUCAAUAUUUUGAAACCAUACGAGAAGACAUUAUCUAUCUUUAAUGCUUCACCUAUUAUUGCUGAAUUUAUUAUAUCAUUUGAAAAAGACUCCAACCUCUGGAUGGUCUCUAUCCAUGAUGGAAUAAUUGAUCCAGAUGAAACAGUUUAUGUUACCAUUACGCCUAAUCCAAUUGAUGUAGGGCUCCUUAAAGAUCAUCUUAAAAUCCAAGUCAAAGAUAGCAGAAUUCUGACGGUUAAACUAGAAGCCAUGGUGACAGGAUCCAGUAUUGUGUUUUCGCCUAAUAUAUUUCCAUUUAUAGACUUUGGUCCUGCAUUGAGGUAUUUAAUACGGAAUUCUUAG
Nezara viridula (southern green stink bug) is the source of this 972-nucleotide messenger RNA. The record is from the annotation of a GenBank genome assembly. NCBI's taxonomy places the organism in Eukaryota, Metazoa, Arthropoda, Insecta, Hemiptera, Pentatomidae.